AUGGAGCCGCAACCUUCUGACAACAAAUCAUCAUUUGAGUCCUCAAAUUCACUAUCAGAUACCAUGAAUCCUUUUUCUCCAAGCAUGAGUGGUGAGAAUUUUUUACCAGAAAUCAAACCAAGUUCAUCAAUUACUUCCAACCCUGAGCCCUUUAUGUGACCAUCUGGUAAUGUUACUUCUCCACUCCGUAUGUGUGGCAAGCUAUUCAUAUCUAAAGAAUCACUGACUGAAGACUUGAGAAAAUAUAUUUCUCCUCCGCCAGGCUUUGGGAAGGAUCCUUUCAGGGAAGAGUCAAAAGUCUCAAACAUUGAGCUUAUUUAUGCGGAGGAUGCAAGAUUCGAGCUACUUAAAAAGGAAGCUGAAUUUUAUAAGCAGAAAUGCACGAAUUUGAUAAAAGAAAACAAAAGUUUAAAAGACUGCAACUAUGCAUGGUUUCUGAUGGAGAAAUUAGAAAAAAUAACCGAAAACAAUUUGAAAUUGUCUUCAGAACUAGCAUUAAAAAAAGAAUUUCAAUCCCAAUGGAGCGAUAAGGAAAGUGACCUUUCUGACGAACUUAGGAAUAAAGAAGAAGAAAUUGUUAAGCUACAAGAAACAAUAGUCAAGAUGGAAAUGGAGCAUCAAAAACAACUAUCAUCAGUAGUAUCAAAAUAUAUGGACGACAUCGCACAGCUUGAAGGGGAAUUAAAACGUAAUAAAGAAUGCUUAGAGGAAUCCUUAAAAAAUGAUCGCUCAAAAAAAAUCAAUUGAAGAGAAUGCCCCAACUGUGCAGAAAAACAAAAAGAAAUUGUGGAAAAAUCUUGUAAAAUUGAAGAACUGCAAAAUGAUAUUAAAAUAGCACUCAACUCAGAAGCAUUAAAAGAAGAAUACACCGCACUCAAAGAGAGAAUUACCUGCAAGCUGGCAAUGCUGGAAAAAUCGCUUUCUGAGCCUAAUAAAGUGAUUAAUUUAGAAAGCAAGUCUUUAAAAGCUCUUGUAGAUGACCAAAUGGUCUUAGAAAGAUGGUGGGUAAAGGUCCCAGAAGCUGUCAAAGAUUCAGACUGGUUUAAAGAAGGUCAGCUUGCAGUUCAUCAAAUAAGAAGUGAUAUAACCAAAGCUUUGACUGUAAAACCUCUUGUAAAAGGAAGACCAGGAAGGGAAAUCAGGAUGAGUGUCCAUAAGAAGUUUAUAGAAAUCGAGCAAGAUUUUAAUUCCCUCCCAUUCAGCACAGAGCCUUUAGAAGUAAUCAAGAGAAAAUUUUUAGAGCUUCCUUACAUGCUAAGGCCUCUUUUUGAUAUCAUGAAAGACUAUGAGCAGCAAGGCAUAGGGAUCGAAAAUUCUCAGAACCUCAAAAUUGAAGCCGCCUUAACAGGAGUAAAAACUUUGCAAGAAGAAAUCAAAGUCGAAAAUUUCGUGUUUGACCAAGGCCGUGAACUAUCUGCUCCUAAGAUCAAGAUUCUUGAAGCAGAAAAAGUUAAUGAAGAAAAUCCAAAAGCCAAGCGUAUCGUCACUUUGAGAAGAUUCAGGACUGACGUGGAUUUCUAA
Blepharisma stoltei is the source of this 1521-nucleotide messenger RNA. The record is from the annotation of a GenBank genome assembly. Lineage: Eukaryota; Ciliophora; Heterotrichea; Heterotrichida; Blepharismidae.